Knipowitschia caucasica is the source of this 960-nucleotide messenger RNA. The record is from the annotation of a GenBank genome assembly. NCBI's taxonomy places the organism in Eukaryota, Metazoa, Chordata, Actinopteri, Gobiiformes, Gobiidae.
AUGGCUUCAACUAUAUUAUCACCGAUGGUUGACUAUUACAACGACGAAGAAGACCUCGAUAGCGUGGACGAAGACGACGAUCGCAGUUUUAGAGGGCGAGAUUCAGAAGAAGACACAGAAGAUGCCAGUGAAACUGACCUCGCAAAGCAGGAUGAGGAUGUAGACUUUGUAGAAAUCAAAGAGCAAAUGUACCAGGACAAACUCACAUCUCUGAAAAGACAGUUGCAACAAUUACAAGAAGGUACACUUCAGGAGUAUCAGAAGAGAAUGAAGAAGCUCGACCAGCAAUACAAGGAACGACUGAGAAAUGCAGACUUAUUUCUUCAACUUGAGACCGAUCAGGUGGAGAGGAAUUACAUAAAGGAAAAGAAGGCUGCCGUAAAGGAGUUUGAUGAUAAAAAGGUCGAACUGAAGGAAAACUUAAUUGCUGAGCUGGAGGAGAAGAAAAAAAUGAUUGAGAAUGAGAAAUUAACAAUGGAACUGACCGGAGACUCCAUGGAAGUAAAACCGAUCAUGACUCGCAAAUUGCGGAGACGACCAAAUGAUCCUGUACCAAUACCAGACAAACGGAGGAAACCGGCACCUGCGCAGUUAAACUAUUUAUUAACAGAUGACCAGAUAAUGGAGGAUCUAAGAACGUUGAAUAAGUUAAAAUCACCAAAGCGGCCAAUUUCACCAUCUACUCCAGAGCACAUCCCCUCUGCUCCCAUGGACAACCCCUCCCAGCGUUAUGAAGCCCGUAUUGAAGAAGGCAAACUGUACUACGACAAACGAUGGUACCACAAGAGCCAGGCCAUCUACCUGGAGUCAAAGGACAAUACAAAGAUCAGCUGUGUGAUCAGCUCGGUGGGGACCAAUGAGAUCUGGGUGAGGAAGACGAGCGACAGCACAAAGAUGAGGAUCUACCUGGGACAGCUGCAGAGAGGGGCCUUCGUCAUCCGCCGGCGCUCUGCUGCAUGA